GGGAAGGAAAAAAAAGCGAUAGAUCUCACGUUUCUGGUCGCAGCCAGCCUUCGGAGCGAUGUUAUCACGCCCGCGUCCGAUUGGUCCCGAGGCUAAUUAGCGAAGGAUCGGUUGAGAAACAACAAGCGCGGCCGUCAGCCAUCAAAACCGCGAGCGGGUUUUAUCACGUAUAAAUCACGGCUGUCCGGAGCGGAGGCUGCGCGCCAUGAAAACUUCAUUUUGAGAACCGUUCUGUUUGCCGAAUUAAAACUAUGACAGGCUCCGUUCAUUGUGUCGGGGCCCGCGUUAUCUCGAGGUCGUAAGGACUGGCGGGGAACGGGCGAGCCGAAAAUGAUACUCGUGCCGCGCCGAGGGAGAAACACGGGGAUCGAUGGAUCGAGCCAUUGAGUCAUAACAACGAUAUAUCCGAAGCGGUUUCGAAUGAAAAGAACAGGAUACCGGUCUGGCGAACGCAGUAUCCGUUGACGCGUAUUCCUGACGAGGAUCUAAACGAUCGUCGGUCUCCUGGAAACAUGGCGCGCUACGCCGAGGACGUUUACUAUGAAUUCGCAAUCACCCUGACGCGGGACGCGGCGCAGAUUCUCAAGACGGCCAUCAGCGGAUUGAAGAAGGUGGACGAAAAACUAGGUAACUGGGACCUGGUGACGGAGUACGAUCGCAAAAUAGAGAACGUCAUCAUUGGCAAGCUGAAGACCAAGUUUCCCAAUCACAGGUUCAUAGGCGAAGAAUCGACCGGAAAGGAGCUACCCGAGCUAACGGAUGAUCCGACAUGGAUCAUCGAUCCGAUCGACGGCACGACCAACUUUAUUCACGGGUUUCCACACACCUGCGUGGUGAUCGGCCUGGCGAUUAAGAAAGAAAUGGUGAUUGGUAUCGUCUAUAACCCUGUCCUCGAGCAGCUGUUCACCGCGAGGAAAGGACGAGGCGCGUUUUUGAACGGGGAACCGAUCAAGGUCUCCACAGUUCAAGAUAUAUCGAAGGCACUGGUCUGCAUGGAAGCAGGCUUCGUGAAAGUGGACAGCCUGAGAGAGAAGACCAUGGAGAGAUUGCAAGCUCUUAUUCGUGCAGCUCAGGGGAUUCGCACGCUCGGAGUGGCUGCACUGACUUUAUGCUACGUCGCCCUGGGAAUCGUGGAGGCCUAUUACAUAGAGGGCCCAGGGAUCUCGACGUGGGACAUCGCCGCAGCUUCGCUGAUAAUUGCCGAAGCUGGCGGAGUGGUUCUAGAUCGUGAAACAGGCGAGAGAAUAGACAUCAUGAAACCUCGUGCAAUCGGUGCAUGUAAUAAGAAGAUCGCUAGAGAAGUCUUCAACAUCAUUCGCGAGGCCGACCAAAGAGUAGAGAAUAAAGAAUAGUGAUUUUUCUGUACGGCAGUGACAAUAAAAGAAAUAUCCCAUAA
This is a messenger RNA of Megalopta genalis, 1396 nucleotides long. Lineage: Eukaryota; Metazoa; Arthropoda; Insecta; Hymenoptera; Halictidae. The record is from RefSeq and is a predicted model, not a curated record.